Arabis nemorensis is the source of this 252-nucleotide messenger RNA. The record is from the annotation of a GenBank genome assembly. Lineage: Eukaryota; Viridiplantae; Streptophyta; Magnoliopsida; Brassicales; Brassicaceae.
AUGGAUUACGACGAGAUCUUUGCAAGCUUUGCUCUAACCGCUCGGCGACCGGAUGUGUCAUUGACGAGAAGCUCUCCAAAGAGUUUGUUGUCACCUGAGCAAAUCCUUUCCAUGGUGACUUCUUCGGAGCCGCAAGAGCACCACCAACCGCCGAAGCCUGCAGAUCCGCCGGAUCCUCCCCGCGUCUUGCCUCCUAUCCCUGGUCCUCUCCGUCCUUCUCACCUUCCGGUGUUGUCAAUUCGACCUUGCUAA